This is a messenger RNA of Drosophila ananassae, 2083 nucleotides long. RefSeq names its product actin-related protein 2/3 complex subunit 2 (gene Arpc2). The transcript has 8 exons. Gene Ontology annotation, molecular function: structural constituent of cytoskeleton; actin filament binding. Gene Ontology annotation, biological process: Arp2/3 complex-mediated actin nucleation; actin filament polymerization. NCBI's taxonomy places the organism in Eukaryota, Metazoa, Arthropoda, Insecta, Diptera, Drosophilidae. The coding region runs from base 564 to 1469 and encodes 301 amino acids. The record is from RefSeq and is a predicted model, not a curated record. Gene Ontology annotation, cellular component: actin cytoskeleton; Arp2/3 protein complex.
CAUGCCGUUGCCAGAGUUGCCUCUGCCGCAUUCUAUCGAUAUCGAUAUCCAGCCUCACUUUUCCACCCACGUUUUUGUUAUAAUUUAAUAAGAUUUGCGGCCCGAGACCUAUUUUUUGCGGCGUCCCCGGCAAGAGAGUGAUACGAGGCAUUGCUAAAUCAUCGGGGGAGAAGCGGAUAACAGGGGAAAACUGAAUUUUUAGCUUGUCCGGAACCUGCGGUGGUCGAGUGCAUGCGAGUGUUGGAAUUCGCUAGUGUGAGGAGAAGAAUGUGUGUGUGCGUGUGACGGACGACCAAAAAAGCCGACAUCACCGCCCAUAUUUGUUGUUGAUUCAUUAAAACGCACACAGAGGGGCCCCCAGCGAUGCGCCAGUGUUGGUGAGUUGGAGCAGCUCCCCAUCUCGCUCCCGCACGUCGCCACUGCCAGCCAGUCAGCCAGCCAGCCAGAAGAAACAGUUAGCUCAGAAAGAGCGCAGGGAGCGGUGGAAGAAGUCAACGGCAACGUCAUAAAAUUUGUCAUCGGUUUUUUGGUUUUUUUCAAAACCAUAAUUAUAUCAGAGCACCAUGAUCCUGCUGGAAAUCAAUAACAGGAUUAUUGAGGAGACGCUCCUGGUCAAGUACCGCAACGCUAAAGCCGGACUGAAGCCGGAGUCGAUAGACAUAAGAAUAGCAGACUUUGACGGGGUGCUCUAUCACAUUUCCAACGUGAAUGGCGAUAAAACGAAAGUGCGAAUCAGCAUAUCGCUGAAGUUCUACAAACAGCUGCAAGAGCACGGAGCCGACGAGUUGCUGAAGCGUGAAUAUGGUAGUCUGCUGACUGACACGGAAGAAGGCUACAAUGUGUCUGUACUUAUCAAUCUGGAAGAAAUACCAGAAGACUGGGAGCAAAUUGCCAAGAGAAUCGGUCUGCUGAAGCGAAACUGCUUUGCCAGCGUCUUUGAGAAGUAUUUCGACUUUCAGGAGCAGGGCGAAGAGGGCCAAAAGCGGGCCGUAAUUAACUAUCGCAACGAUGAGACUUUGUAUGUGGAGGCGAAGCCCGAUCGUGUCACCGUCGUCUUCAGCACCAUUUUCCGCGACGAGGACGAUGUCAUUAUCGGCAAAGUAUUCAUGCAGGAAUUGAGGGAAGGUCGCCGCGCCUCGCAUACGGCGCCGCAGGUGCUCUUCUCGCAUCGGGAACCGCCACUGGAAUUGGCCAAUACGGAUGCCAGAGUGGGCGACAAUAUUGGCUAUGUCACAUUUGUGCUCUUCCCACGACACACCAACAAAGAAACAAGGGACAAUACCAUCAACCUAAUACACAUGUUCCGAGAUUAUUUGCACUACCACAUCAAGUGUUCAAAGGCUUAUAUUCAUUCGCGCAUGCGUGCAAAAACCUCGGACUUCCUGAAGGUUCUAAACCGUGCCAGGCCAGAGCCCAAAAAUACGGAGAAGAAAACUAUAACGGGGAGAACAUUCAAACGCAUUGAAUGAUGUGUUCAGUAUACUUAGUUGCUUUUAUAUAAAUUUAAAAAACAAAACAAAAAUAAACAAAAAAUGUAUUAAAAUGCGAAAUCCGAACAUCAAUUUGGCCAAGCAAUGAAAAUCCGACAACAAUUAUAAACUAGAUCAACAAAUAAUAAUAAUAUUAACAAGAAAGAAAGUAUUCCAAAACAGAAAAUUAAGGCUAAAAUGUAAGCUCAGCAUCAUAAUGAACAAAAGAAUUAAUAGUUACGCGUUAAUAAUUGAAUAAUUGUGUGUGUUGUUGUCCAGUCAGCGUCCAAAUCCGUGUCUCCGCCAAUUUGUUAAAGUCACUAACCAAGUCAGAGUCCCAGCAGCAUAACCAUUGGAAACCAAUUAAUAUUAAACUUAAGUGAAACAUGAGAAUUAUAAUAAGCCCCUACCUACCAUGUCAAAGCGAAAUGGAACCAACUUGUUAUAUAUAGUUGCAAUCCCGAUCCCCAGACUUAGCCUAUAUGUGUAGAAAACGCAUUUAAAAAAACGUAAAAGUCGAAAUUAAAACUUAAAAGCCAACCUUUGAUACAUCAAGCAAUCCCAAAAACGGAAUUAAUAAAAACGAUUGAAUCAAAUUGCAAUAUAAAAACUAA